Hermetia illucens (black soldier fly) is the source of this 4333-nucleotide messenger RNA. RefSeq names its product leucine-rich repeat-containing protein 15. The transcript is spliced from 3 exons. The record is from RefSeq and is a predicted model, not a curated record. Gene Ontology annotation, molecular function: protein binding. Gene Ontology annotation, cellular component: extracellular matrix. Lineage: Eukaryota; Metazoa; Arthropoda; Insecta; Diptera; Stratiomyidae.
AUAUAUAGUUUGUAUAUGUACAAUUGUAUGGAGAAACCGAGUUGUGCUGAUGGCAAACCAAAUCAGUAUGAAAUCAGUUGAGAAGUAGACGAUACGAAAGACGGAUGCGCGAGAAAAUUUUUCGUAAAAAGAAGGACUGUAUCAGUUUUUUUUACUAGAUUCCAAAGAUAAAAGUGAAAAGAUAUUUCAUUUUCCUGUGAAUGUGAAAAGAUAUUAUACUAUCAAUAUCAGUCUUCUUAUCGUUUGUUAUCAGUUGAAGGUGAUAACGCUGAGUCUGAUUUUGGUGUACCUUGAGUUUUACUGGAUUUUUAUAAUUUUUCAUUGCCUAUAAGUAUCGAUGCAAGUGAACGAGAUAUUGUAUUGAUAACGCAACACAAGUAUCUGAAUACGAAUUUUUAUUGUAUUUAUUUUCAAUUCGUUGUGAUUUAAAUGAAAGUAUUAUAUUAAAAGUGUUCCUGAGUUUUGUAUUAAAAAAAAAUAUAAUAAUUAAUCAUUUUGGUUCUGUGAGAUUAAAAAUUAAUUAAAAUCUUAUCUGGUGCAUUUAUAGAAGUGUGUAUACGAAUAUAUUAUACCUAAAUACAAAUCAGGAGGCAAAUAUAUAUAAAAGAAAUAUAUAUUGCAAUUAUACAGUGCAAAAUUAAAUCAUAUCAAGUCAAGCUGAUAAGAAGAGAAAAAGAUUCUUUUGAAAAUCACUGAGAAAGAAAGGUGCAAUCAACUUGGUGUCAUUGGAACUGCCCCGUCACUUUAUCAGUCAUUAGUAUAUCUGUAUACAAUCUAUACAUGUAUAUUGAGUGCGUAGUGUCAUUGGCGGUGUGAAUACCGGCAAAUUAUCUUCUUUGGAAUACACAUUUGUCUAGUGAAAUAAAGUUAUGUCCUUGGCGAUGGUGUCAUCAUGACCGUAGCGAAAAUUCAUAAAUAUCGAUAUUGAUUAACAAAAUGAGGUGAUGAGUUUCAUCCGAUUUAACGAAAUGACGACCGCAUCACGAAAGGGAUUGAAUUUUACUAUUUGGAUAUUUAACAAUUAAACCACAUACUUGCCACGGAUAUAAAAUAAUUUGGAAGAAAUCCAGCAAAUUUACACACACGAGUUCAUCUCGACCGGAACGAGAAGAAAAGGAUUCUAUUUCUAUACCAUUAAGAUUCUGGAUUAUACAACAACAACAAGGAUAGAAGAAAAACAAAGUUUUACAAAAUGAACGAGCUAAAUUGGAUUUAUCGGACGAGACACAUUGUUUAUUCGCUUUCCAUUGUCCUGAUACUAUUGGCUGUAAUUGGACGAACAACAGGUCUAGCCAAUUGUCCGAUUGGUUGUAAAUGUGAUGAUGAAACUUUGGUGGUAAAAUGCGGAGAAGGACAUUUAGAUGUACUUCCGAUUGCCUUGAAUCCGUCGAUUCAAAGGCUAGUCAUAAAGAACAAUAAAAUUAAAACAAUUGAUUCAUCGAUUCAGUUCUAUGCGGAAUUGACUUUCCUGGAUCUGAGCUACAACCACCUGAUGAACAUCCCCCAGCGGACGUUCGCGUAUCAGAGGAAACUUCAAGAGCUCCAUCUGAACCAUAACAAAUUAGGAGCUAUCAAUAAUUUCACAUUCAUGGGAUUGCAAUCACUGACGGUCCUGAACUUGAGGGGGAACUAUUUGGACGAACUAGAACGAGGCGUUUUCUCGCAACUGACAAAGCUUGAGGAGUUGAAUCUUGGGGCGAAUCGGAUAAGCAAGAUAGACCCUACUGCCUUCAAUGGACUCGUUAAUCUACGAGUGUUGUACUUGGAUGACAACACCUUAACGAGCAUUCCGACCCCUACGUUCCAAGCUAUGCCCAGUCUGGCCGAGCUCUUCCUCGGAAGCAACUCAUUCCAGACAAUUCAAAAGGAGGCGUUCGUCGACCUGAAAGGAUUGAGCCGGCUUGACCUGAAGACAGCCGGUCUUUACAAUAUUUCACAUGAAUCCUUGAAGGGAUUAGAAGGAUUACGCAUUUUAGACUUAUCGGACAAUCGAUUGAACCGAAUUCCGACUGUGGAGUUGAGUACGUUAACUCGACUGGAGGAGUUAACUCUUGGUCAAAAUGUGUUUGAGGUAGUGCCAGAAGGUGCCUUUGUUGGUUUGACCAGUCUCAAAAAAUUGGAUAUUAGCGGUGGACUGAAUUUGAAGAGGAUCGAAAGUGGAGCUUUUGGUACGAAUACAAACCUAGAAACGCUUAUUAUCGCAUCAAACAAGAUUCUGACGGAGGUUCAAGAGGGUGCAUUGAGUGGCUUACCGCAUUUGAAACAUGUUACCCUUAGAGACAAUGCAUUAGCUACGUUGCAAGAAGGACUGUUUCAGUGGAAUGAUCUUCACACUUUGGACUUGUCAGAGAACGACAUAUCCUGCGACUGUAGGAUACUAUGGCUGAGGAACCUGCUAGUUUUGAAGAACGCAACGAAUGAUAAUAUCGCCAAUGUGCUGUGUAAAUCACCAGAAAGGCUGCGUGAUGAACCUCUACGAACGGUCAGUCCUGAACUCCUAGGAUGCGCACAUAGCGAUCCCCGGAAACAAGCCAUGAUUGGAGCUCUCCUUGUAGGAUCAGCAGCAACACUCACUGCCCUAGCUCUGAUAAUAUAUCGAUGUCGCCGAAAAAUCCGUGAAGUGCUCAAAGGUGGAUGGGGAAACAGCGCGUUGGGUCGCAAAGAGCGCGAAUACCAGAAGACUUUUUCCGAUGAAGACUACAUGGCCCGGCAUCAGCAUUCUUGCAAUUUAGGUGUCCAUCCGGCGUUUUCUGCCUACCCCCACCACAACAACCACCACUCAUCAAUACGACCAAUACCGGUGACGGAACUAUAGCUAGAAGCGCCACCACCUCCUCCACGGGGGAGGGGUGCCUCGCAGCAGCAAUUUCAGCAACUCCAAGUACCAACUUCGACUGCAUUAAAUAACGGUACUAACGGUUGCCCGCCAACAUUCCUACAGCUAAGUCAAGAUCAUCUGAUGAUGCAGCAGCACCAACAAGCACAACCCCAGCAACAUGCAGUGCUCAAAUCGAACAAUUCGAACACGAUGCCUCACCAAAAUCACUACAGCCAACCCCAGUUGAUCCUUAAUAAUCGCACGAAUAACAAUUUGAACUACGGCAAGCAUCACACCAUCGGCAGCGAUAACUACAUUCACCAGAACAGUCACUAUUCGCUACCCUUGGAACGGGACUGUGAACCACCCUCGCCUGCCCUUACACCCCCUCCUCCUGCGCUACCCAUGCGAAACGGUAGCAUAAAUAAUAGCAAUACAGCCGGUCGAAGGUCACUAACAUCGCGGCAUUAUCAUUGAUGAUCUUUUAGAAGUUAUUAGGUAUAGAAAUAUAAUUAAUAAUUAUAUUAUUACAAACAAUUUGAAAAGAUACUGAUACAAAAAUUAUUAAUUUAAAUAAUAAGCAGAAAACACACAAAAGCAUUACCACGAACAAGAGAAACUAUAGAAAGUGAAAAAUUGAGUCAUAGGAAUUUUACUAUAAACAAAAAAGAUACAUCCCAGGCGAUCACCAUCAGAGAAAAGUGACGCCGGGCAUAUUAGAUACAUAUGGGAGUUCGGGCUAAGCAAACAACCAAACAAUUGAAAACUAUCUUGCCCUCGAUAAAUAUUAAUUUAUUUUUUGUAAAACACACGAUGCUUUUCGCCCCCAUACAAAUUAAUGUCACGUAUUUUAUGAAACUUAUACUGUAAUUCCUAUACUAGCCGAAAAGAUGGUCAUCGGUUACCAUAGAGUUUCUGCUGGUCCACGACCUCCUAAAUCUCAUAUCAAUGAACCCUUCUGGGAACUUAAAGGAACCUAAACAGGACGAGGGACUCUAUACGACCCGAUGACCAUGCGACCACUAUUGAAAACUAAAAGCAAAAAUUUUGAAAAGCAACUCGAAAUCAAGGAGAUCAGUCAAAAAGUCAUAAAAGAUAAACUUACGGAACAAAAAGAUAUAAUAUUUGUGAACAUUUAACAAAGGAUGAAAAGGAAACAAUUAAAAGACUUGUAAAUUUUGUAAUUGUGUAAAUAUAUACAACCAAUUAAUUAUUAUUGAUAAUAUUAUAAGUGAAUAAAAAAAUAAGUUACUUUUAGACUAUUGUUUUCUAAGUAUAUGGAGCCGAAGGGUGGGGGUUGUUUAAAUUGGGAGAAUUGUUACAUAAAGUCAAUGUUCUUGAGCCAAACUACACAAAAACCCUUCUGGAAUAACUUGUACUAAUUCUUCCCAUCUCAAACCAUCCCCCACCUCCUCGGCUGGAGACGCAACAAUUCCAGUGAUUUUACUUACGUAAGAAAUAAAACCGACACAAACGAGAUGAAAAAAAAAAAAUAGAAUACACACGAAAAAAAUA